This is a messenger RNA of Lytechinus variegatus (green sea urchin), 1382 nucleotides long. RefSeq names its product allatostatin-A receptor-like. Gene Ontology annotation, cellular component: membrane. The record is from RefSeq and is a predicted model, not a curated record. Gene Ontology annotation, biological process: G protein-coupled receptor signaling pathway. Bases 131 to 1201 code for a protein of 356 amino acids. The transcript has a single exon. Gene Ontology annotation, molecular function: G protein-coupled receptor activity. Lineage: Eukaryota; Metazoa; Echinodermata; Echinoidea; Temnopleuroida; Toxopneustidae.
GUUGUGGCCUUCUUUCAUCACAUGCUGAUAGUUUGCUGAUCGCGACAGUGCGUCUGUAAGUGAAAAGAAACUUUUCACACGUCGAGGAAAUUUAAGGUGUUCUAGUGACAUUUGUUUAAGUCAAGAAGAUAUGUCUACUGAAGCAUCCUUCCCGAUGAACUUUACAUUUGCCUCAUCAUCUGAGUAUUUCGAUGAUGCUAAUGACACGUCAAGAGUAUGGUCAUGGCAUCCUUUAGUUUGGCAUUGGUGGUUGAUUCUGCAGCUGAUGUCCGCAGUGACUGGUAUGGCUGGAAACCUCUUGGUCAUUCUCGUAUUGUAUAAGUGUCGUGCAGCAAGUCGCUCUACCGACAUCCUUGUUGGAAGCAUGGCCACUGCUGAUCUUCUGGCAUCCUUUCUGAUGAUUCCCCUCCCAGUUCAUCGGACUGUUCCAGUCUCAACGCUAGGUUACGUCUACUGCUGUUUCGGUGGAAGCAACGUAUUGAUGUGGAUCUGUCUUGGAGCAUCGACUUAUAGCCUCGUAGCCAUCUCCUGUGAUCGUUACUUUGCCCUCGUACAUCCGUUGCAGUUCAAGCGUCAUGUCACCAAAGGUCGUGUCUCUUCGAUCGUCAUAUUGAUGUGGUUCAUUGUAAGCCUUCUCUUUGGAAUUCCCGUUUUCACAUCCUAUGGGGUAGACAGCAGCAGGAAUGCUUGUUCAUUCUUGUUCAAUACAGAUAGAGCUAAGGCGGCCUAUGGAUGUUUCAUUUUCCUAUUUCGUUUCAUCAUCCCAACCUUGAUACUCACAGUCACCCAAUCUUCGAUCGCUGUCGUCCUCCACAGGGAGUCCAAAACAUUCAGGAAAGCCGUUAAAGGAACCCAACGUUCCGUACAUCUAGCAGCUCGUGAUCACGUCAUUAAGCUCAUGCUAAUUGUUAUCAUCGCAUUCAUCAUCUGCUGGUUACCAAGUCAAAUAUUCUUCUUCGGUGUCAACAUUGGUUUCAUCUCCAUCAAGUAUUUUUUCACUCCAACUCAAUAUGUCUGCAGAAUAAUGGCGCUCUGUAAUUCUUGUCUGAACCCUAUCAUUUACAUCGUUAGGCAUCCUAACUUUCGCGUGGCACUUGGAGAACUUUUUAGACGCGCUGACACUACGAAAGCCAUCGGUCCUAUUUUUGAGCAAAACGGGGUUAACCUUCAAAAUAAUGUUACCAUUUCUUCUAUCAUUUAAAUGUGCAUUUUUGUAAAAACACCGUGUGACAUGUUGUCCUUUUCAUAUUACACUUUGAAAUUUAUAUUAAAGCAGUUCCAUAAAGGUGAUAUGUAUAAUUGUAAAAUGAAAUAUUAAAGGGUCUAUACACCCAUAGCGAAAAUAUAUUACCGCAUCAAGUCAUCAAUUUUAGCCCGUCUUC